Messenger RNA from Malurus melanocephalus (red-backed fairy wren), 1788 nucleotides. It is a transcript of the gene LCA5L, whose product is annotated as lebercilin LCA5 like. Lineage: Eukaryota; Metazoa; Chordata; Aves; Passeriformes; Maluridae. The transcript has 7 exons. Gene Ontology annotation, cellular component: axoneme. Gene Ontology annotation, biological process: intraciliary transport. The coding region runs from base 1 to 1788 and encodes 595 amino acids. The record is from RefSeq and is a predicted model, not a curated record.
AUGAUUCCAAGAAUUUUGUCAAUGGCUGACCCUGAAAGAGUCAAAGGAGGUAAAGCUUUAGAAACACCAGGAACCGAAGAGAAGGAAACACAGAAAAAGGACAAGGCAAAAAAGGAAAAAAAGAGAUGUGGUCAGUGUYCCAUUGUCCAAGGUGAUAAAAAAGGAGGAAGAAAAUUGCCAGCUGCCAAAACCCCCUGUUUGAAUUCCUCAUUUUUAACCCUGCAGAGUGGUGUGGUUUACCAGGACAAAAACGCCACGGCUCAGCGAAUAUCAUCAGCGAGGCUCCACAAAAUUAAAGAGCUGAAGAAUGAAAUCUUUGACUUGCAAAGAAAAAUYGAAGCAUCGAGCUUGGAAAACCAGGCUUUGAAGGAGCUCAACCGCCGGCACGCGAAGGCCAUCGACAGAUACAACAACGCCGAGAGCCACUUGCAGGAGCUUCUAGCAGGUCACCGGAAUGAGUUGAAAGGUUUAAGAAAACUCUUGAAGAUGUCUCAGGAGGCUGAGAAAAAGACAGCCAGGGAGCUCAAAAGAGUUGAAGCAGAGCUGCGGAAAACUAAAGGGGAUUUGAAGACCUUGGCUGUGCUGUCAGAAGACAAAGCUCUUGCAGAGAGGGAGGAACUGAAUCAUAGAUUGUCAGUUCUUAACAAAGUGUUGGAAGCAAAGGAUGAGAGGAUACUGAAUCUGGAAAAGCAGCUGAAGCUGAACAACAGCAUCUUCAAUCAUCAGCUGGCAAGYGAGAGUAAAAAACUUCUGGAAGCUGGGAUAAUCACAAAGAACUUGAUCAUGGAAAUUAACUCGGUUCACCAAAAAAUUAAGGAAAAGGAUCGGCAACUUUACAUAAAGAAUAUUUAUGCAAAUCGGAUGCCUAAGGCCCUGAGGGACAGAAUUGAUUGGAUACCUAAUGAMCAAAGUCUGAGAGUAGACAGAUCAGUACAAGUAGAUAAAGAGAGUUUUAGAGAACUGCUGCUGUCACAGCACCAGGAGACAGAAAAAGAUCCAAUCCAGCUAAAAAAGGAGAAAAAAUCUUCAGAAGAUAAGGGUGGAGAAGCUAAAGCAAAGGAAGUAUGCUCAGAUGCCCAGUGUAAAAAAGAAAAGCAACCAGCCAAGAAAAUACCAAUACCAGAAACUUCUACCAGGACACACCAAGAGGGCAAACUACUGAUGGAAGAACACAUUGUUUCAGAAUUCAUGAAAGAAAUGGAAAAACAGACAGAAGUUCUUAAACAGGAGUUGAAAAAUCUGUUGAAAACUGAACAAAAAGCCCAAAGYGACAGAGCAAAAGACAACAAUCAAGAGGGAGGUUCAGGGGAAGAAGCUGAAAAAGAAGYGAAAAAAACAGAUGAGCAGCAAAAAACGAAAAUCAGGAGUGAAAAUGCAAUGCCAGACAAWGACCCUGCUAGGCCGAAAAAAAAAUACAGCUUCUCAGAAACCACUGAGAACUUGCAUCAGGGGCUUCACACAUCACCUGCCAAAUCCAAAGCAGGCGAUCUGUGCAGCCAGAAACAGGCAGACCAGAGCAGCAGCGACCCCACUGUAUCCAGAGGGAAAAUUUCUUUUGGGGUCUAUGAACCAUCUUUUGGUCAAGUUCCCCUGGCCAGGCAGAAGGAUGGAGCCUCUGGAGCGCAGAGCUGCAGCCACCAGACACUUGCUGAGAGGAGAAAAUACCUGCUGAAAGAGCUCUUUGGAGAGGACUCUUGGCAAGAAGACAACCCUUCGAGUUGCAGCACCAGAGGAAUGGAGAGAAGUGAGGGAUGCAGGGUGGCACAAAGCAAAUUCCAAACUCCGUGA